Aureobasidium musti is the source of this 918-nucleotide messenger RNA. NCBI's taxonomy places the organism in Eukaryota, Fungi, Ascomycota, Dothideomycetes, Dothideales, Saccotheciaceae. The record is from the annotation of a GenBank genome assembly.
AUGGCAUCCAUCAAGACACUCAAGGAGAUUCCAACUCUCACAAGCCUGUACAAGCUCAAACACCUGACGCCGGCCGCUUCAACAGUGUCGGGAGCCAGCAGCGCGUACAACGACAAAAUCUGUGUCAUCCGCACCGACAUUACCAAGCUAGAGGUUGAUGCGAUUGUCAACGCUGCCAACGAGUCUUUGCUGGGUGGAGGUGGUGUCGACGGCGCCAUUCACCGCGCAGCUGGCGAAGAGCUUCUGCGUGAAUGCGAAACGCUCGAUGGUUGCGACACUGGAGACGCCAAGAUCACUGAUGGCUAUGAACUGCCAUGCAAGAAGGUCAUUCACACUGUUGGCCCUGUCUACUGGCGCACCAAGAAACAUGGCAAGCACACCAGUCUACUGCAAUCAUGCUACCGUCGCUCGCUCGACCUGGCUGCAGAGAAUGACUGCAAGAGCAUCGCGUUCAGCGCACUGAGCACUGGCGUCUACGGUUAUCCUAGCAAUGAGGCAGCAGCUACUGCUAUUGGCGAGGUGAAGAAGUGGCUCGACACUGACGAAAAGGCCGACAAGCUCGAUCGCAUCAUCUUCUGCAACUUCAUGGAGAAGGACGAGGACGCUUACUACGAGUGGCUGCCAAAAUACUUCCCACCCACCCAAGACGGCGAGAAGCACAGCAAGAGCAUCGAGGCCAAGGAAAAUGGACAGGAAGAAGAGGGAACCAGUGAAGACAAGAUGGUCGACAAGAUCAAGAGCGAACUCGAGGUUGAAGCCGAAGACCAAAGCAAGCAGACGGAGGCUGUGGACGCCAGCAAGAGCGAGGAGACUGGUCAAAUGGCCGAGCUCCCUGACGUUCCCACAACAGAGCCGGGUGAGCACGGUCUGCCUGAGGCUAAGAAGCUCAAGACCGACCACGACGACCAGAAGCUCUGA